This is a messenger RNA of Arachis stenosperma, 812 nucleotides long. RefSeq lists its product as uncharacterized. The transcript is spliced from 2 exons. NCBI's taxonomy places the organism in Eukaryota, Viridiplantae, Streptophyta, Magnoliopsida, Fabales, Fabaceae. The coding region runs from base 89 to 316 and encodes 75 amino acids. The record is from RefSeq and is a predicted model, not a curated record.
AUCUUUUGAAUCAAAAGGUUAGUUAGAGCGAGCGAGCGAGUGGAGUGAGAAGUGUGAGAAAGCGAGAAGAAAGCAGUGUUUGGGAGACAUGACCGGCGAAGAGGUUUCCGGCCCCGCUGGCCCCAAACUCCUCCGCCUCCUCUACUUCGUCGGCGCCGGAGUGAUCUGCACCGCCGCCAUCAAUAAGUACCGCGAUUACGAGAGGAAGACUCUCAUUCAGCAGCAGCAGCAGCAGUUGAAGACCAAGGCAGUCGCUGUAGAAGCUCCAACUUCGCCGGAUUCUGCUGUUGCCACCGUCCACAAAGCUCUCAAAUAAUAAAAAUAACUAAGAUAAAGGUUAGGUUUUUGUUUUGGGGCAAUUUUUUGAGCUUCUUGUAUCGCAAUUUGGCAGUUGCAAACUCUCUUCACUGGUGGUUAUAAUAUGAGAUGAUGAAUUUUAGUAUCAAAUAGAAAGUGUUUCAAUCAUGUGUUCUUUUUUAUUUGAUUUGUUAUAAACACAAUUAUAAAUUUUUAAGUUAGAUUAGGAGUUCCACCAUGGUGAUUACUGGUUACUGAUUAGAUAAGCUAGGUUUAUACUUUAGACUUUAGAGUUUUAACGUAAUCCACCAUUCAUACUGCAGGAAAGGUAACUAGUUACAUUGACAUGAUCCUAUCCCACCUAGUGAAAUUUGUAAUUUUUUGGUCAUGACUAUUACUUGUGAGAUUCAAGUUCCGUUAAAGCGCCUACUAAAGGCAACUUCGGAUAACUUGAAUUUUGGCAAUUGGAUCAUUUUAUAGAUAACUUGUUUGACGUAUAACUGUCCCAAAAAUAU